GGAGCCGCGUGGGCGCCACCCAGGGGUUAGGGCUGGUACUGCACGCGCACGUCCGGCCGGGACGUAGAGCAUAGCCAUCUUCCCAGCUUGGUAGUCCUUUUACAGGAUUUUCUCUGCCCGGCCGGGACCUGUACUUCAGCACACACUUAGUGGACGUGUAAUAGUUGCAAAACCCCGGGGUUAAAAAAAAAAAAAAAAAAAAAAAAAGUGAGGGCGACCUGACAGCGCAGCUUGGAAUCUCAGCACACACGGGGUGGGAGGGCCAUGGACUACGCAGCCACCGUCUCAAAAAAGUAAAGGCGGAAGGUGCCACGCUCAGUACACCGGAGAAUGGCUGGGAGACUCCUGUUCAGAGAAACUGCGCCUAGCCUAGCACACGAAAGGGAGGAUGAAGACACCGCAGAGAGAACAUGGAAGCGGCGGCAAAGGUGCUCAGACAAGUGCUUCUGAAAGCUGAGCCAACGACCAUAAUUCAAAUAGGAAGCUAUGUCUACCAUACUCUCUUUCUUGAUGGAAUCACUUAUUUGUGCGCUACAGACAAUGGCUUGGAUACUAUAGCACCAUCUGCAUUUCUUAAAAAAGUUAGUGAUAUUUUUACAAGAAUUCCUUUGAUGUCACAAGAACAUUUUUUUCCUUCAAGUACACUUGCUACAGAUUUUCAGCAAAUACUAGCACAGAACAUGGUGGAAUACAAUAAAAGUCAAAGUAACAGCACAAUGUCUACAGUGAAGAGUCAGGUGACUGACGUAAAAAAUACUAUGUUGAGAAACAUGGACACAGUUUUAGAAAGAGAGACAGAAGCACUGAGGAUAAUUACUGAAGGAGCAGAUGGUCCCCAGGCAACUGCAGAAGAAUUUGAAAACACAAGGAAGAUUCCCAAGAUAUGGUGGAAAUGCUUCAAGAUUAUAAUUACCACCUUUGCAAUUCUCCUGUCAAUCAUUAUCAUUCUUUUAAGUACACAUGUAAUACCCACCUGACCAAUAAAGUGUUACAUGGAAUUACA
This is a messenger RNA of Psammomys obesus (fat sand rat), 1003 nucleotides long. RefSeq lists its product as uncharacterized. Bases 411 to 977 code for a protein of 188 amino acids. The transcript has 6 exons. Gene Ontology annotation, biological process: vesicle fusion; exocytosis. NCBI's taxonomy places the organism in Eukaryota, Metazoa, Chordata, Mammalia, Rodentia, Muridae. The record is from RefSeq and is a predicted model, not a curated record. Gene Ontology annotation, molecular function: SNARE binding; SNAP receptor activity. Gene Ontology annotation, cellular component: membrane; SNARE complex.